Messenger RNA from Rana temporaria (common frog), 1048 nucleotides. It is a transcript of the gene ASF1A, whose product is annotated as anti-silencing function 1A histone chaperone. Gene Ontology annotation, biological process: DNA replication-dependent chromatin assembly. Bases 215 to 829 code for a protein of 204 amino acids. Lineage: Eukaryota; Metazoa; Chordata; Amphibia; Anura; Ranidae. Gene Ontology annotation, cellular component: nucleus. The transcript has 4 exons. The record is from RefSeq and is a predicted model, not a curated record. Gene Ontology annotation, molecular function: histone binding.
CGCUGUUUCAGCAACAGAGCAGAAUGUGGUGUAGUGAAGUGAUCUAGGGAGGCAGAGGUGGAGGGGGACAUAGGAAACUACAACAAGAGGCUUUGCUCCAUGGACUAGACAUGAGAAGAAACUUUCCCCGGACUCGUGCUCUCCAUGGACUGGACGAAGGAGCAGUGACAAGACAACACUCUGCUGCUCCCUAUUGUUUGGACGUUCCCAAAAUAUGGCCAAGGUUCAGGUGAACAAUGUAGUGGUCCUGGAUAACCCUUCUCCCUUCUACAACCCCUUCCAGUUUGAGAUCACCUUUGAGUGCAUAGAGGACCUGUCUGAAGACCUGGAAUGGAAAAUAAUUUAUGUGGGUUCUGCUGAGAGUGAAGAAUACGAUCAGGUGUUGGACUCUGUGUUGGUAGGACCCGUACCUGCAGGACGGCACAUGUUUGUAUUUCAGGCAGAUGCUCCCAAUGCUGGACUUAUUCCUGAUGCAGAUGCUGUUGGUGUCACAGUAGUUUUAAUUACAUGUACAUACAGAAGUCAGGAGUUCAUCAGAGUGGGUUAUUAUGUUAAUAAUGAAUACACUGAAACAGAACUGCGGGAAAACCCACCAGUGAAACCAGACUUUUCCAAGUUGCAAAGAAACAUACUGGCAUCAAACCCUAGAGUAACAAGAUUCCAUAUAAACUGGGAAGAUAACACAGAGAAGUUAGAUGAGCUAGACAACAGCAACCCCAAUCUCCAGUCAAUGCUUUCCACAGAGGGCAUGCCAUCUGCUUCAAAGGGCUGGCCUGCCUCGGAGAACUCACUCAACGUCAUGCUAAAAUCUCACAUGGACUGUAUGUGACUACAUGUUUGGCUCUGUAAAAAGGACUACUUCACCAGAAUUCACCAUUUCCAGAUCAGCACAUUACUGGGCAAUGUUUGAAAACAAAAACAAACUUUCAACAAUAACAUUUCUAGGUGGAAAAUUUAUUUGAACUUAUAACUAUUUUUAACAAAAGUUGCCAUUAAAUAUAUUAUUUUUCAUCUGCAUAACAAUUGGCAGAUAGAGCCUAAAAUGCAA